AUUUCUAUGUAAAUCAAAGUCAUGUUAGUGGUGCCUCCACUUCACGACAGUUACUUUUUGGAACAUUCAGAAAAGCAACAUAGAGAAAUUUCUGAGAACAAUAUUUACGGCAACACAUUUAUUUUCAGCACCAUGGACAGCGACACAAAGCUGUUAACAAAAGUAAAUGUAUCCAUCCGUUGUGUUUCACGUUUCGUCUUGGAUUCAUACUUUCUAUACAUUCUAAUUCAAAAACACUGCUUUUGUGAAAGCAUUAUUGGAUUUCGGUAGAAUACCACUUGUCCACAAUACUAUCACAUUAUAUCAGUAUGUCAAGUAAAUAGCCAGUCUCUCUCCGGUUUCAUUUCCGCUUUAUUAUCAGUGUGAUAUUGCAUUGAUCUACUUGCAUUUCAUUUCACUUGUUGUAAUUUGUAUUUUCAACUCAACGGGUCGCUGUUGGCAAGCGUGUGGAGAGUUAGCUAGAUGUUAUUUUUUUCUCUGUAUGUCCUGCCCCUUCGUGUACAUACGGUGGACAUGACAGGAGAAAGACAGGAUACCCAGUCUGCGAUCAUAAGGAGCUCUGCGAGGAAUUAUACAACUGGAUACAUUGUUUUUCUUCCUAUUCUUGAAGUGUGGACAAUCUUUUUACUUUUAUCUAUCUUUGCACUGAAUGCAUUGGGAAUGCUUUUGAUUUAAUGGUGCAGGAAGCGACUUCGAGCAGAACAAUGAGACGGCAAGUACUGUUGUUCAUCGUGGUCCUCUCUCUCAGCUCGGUAUUCGGGCAAGUCAGCUACUCCAUUCCUGAGGAAAUGGAGAAAGGUUCAUUAGUCUGUAAUUUAGCUCAGGACUUGGGUUUAGAUUUCAAAAGGCUCAAAUCGGGUAGAGCUCGUAUUCAUUCGGGAGACAGUGCAGAAUAUAUCGAGCUGAACAGAGACAGAGGAGUCCUCCUUAUUAAAGAGAGAAUAGACAGAGAAACGCUGUGUGGCGAAACAACGCCCUGUGCUUUACAUUUACAGAUGAUUUUGGAAAAUCCAAUGGAGCUGUUUCGCAUAACGAUAGAAAUCACAGACAUAAACGAUAAUGCUCCCAGCUUUGCUUCGAGUGAGAAGCGGUUUGAAAUCAGCGAGUCUGCCGUUAUUGGGUCGAAAUUUGUACUCGAGAAAGCUAUCGAUGCUGACAUCGGUACAAAUGACCUCCAAAGCUAUUCGCUUAAUCCAACUAACAACUUUGCAUUAAAACUAGAGAAUCAAGCAGACGGAGGUAAAAAGGUAGAAAUAGUUUUACAGAAGCCCCUAGAUCGAGAGCAUCAGGAGCACAUUUCACUGUUAUUAACUGCUCUGGAUGGCGGACAGCCCCGUAUGUCAGGAACAAUGCAGAUUACUGUGAACGUGCUAGAUGUUAACGACAAUGCACCGGUUUUCACGAAGCCAGUAUACAAGACGACAAUAACGGAAAAUUCCCCCAGAGGAACCAGUGUUAUAACUGUAAGCGCAUCAGACAAAGAUGGAGGCUCUAACGGAGAAGUUUCAUAUUCAAUUUUAAAUAGCAAGCGUCGGUUAUCCGACCUAUUUCAGAUCGAUAGAAAAACAGGUGAGGUUAUCUUGAUCGGUGAAAUAGAUUAUGAAAAAACGAAGCUCUUCCAAGUAGAUAUCGAGGCUAUAGAUAAUGGAGGACUCUCUGAUUCCAGUAAGAUUCUAAUAGAUAUCACUGAUGUCAAUGACAACAGUCCUCAGCUGAAAAUACUGUCUAAGUCAGACACUAUUUUAGAAGAUUCUCCUGAAAAUACUGUAAUCGCUAUGCUGAGCGUCAAUGACCCUGACUCUGAGAGGAAUGGAGAGGUGAAGUGUAAUAUUAAUGAUGAUAUUCCUUUUAAAAUACAAAGCACGAUGAAUGGAUUUUAUAGCUUACUUACAGAAGUAGCUUUGGACAGAGAGAUCGCUUCUCAGUAUAACAUAACAGUGACCUGCUCUGAUGAGGGAGUGCCCUCCCUCUCCAGCAGCGUCACUCUCACCUUACAGAUCUCUGAUGUGAAUGAUAACGCGCCUGUCUUUGAGAGGAGCUCAUAUGAGGCCUACAUUGUAGAAAACAACACACCAGGCCUCUCUAUAUUCACAGUGAGAGCCAGAGACGCUGACUGGAACCAGAAUGCCCGUGUUUCUUACAUACUGGAGGACUCCUCUGUUAACGGAGUGCCAGUCUCCUCAUAUGUGUCCGUUAGUGCUGAUAGUGGAGUCAUCCAUGCAGUGCGCUCUUUUGACUACGAGCAGAUCAAAGACUUCCAGUUCCGCGUCAAAGCUCAGGAUGGAGGCUCCCCUCCACUCAGUAGCAACGUGACUGUGAAACUAAUGAUCCAGGACCAGAACGACAACCCUCCUCAGGUCCUGUACCCAGUCCAGACUGGAGGCUCUCUGGUGGCUGAAAUGGUGCCUCGUUCAGCAGAUGUGGGCUAUCUGGUGACUAAAGUGGUGGCUGUUGAUGUGGACUCUGGACAGAAUGCCUGGCUCUCCUAUAAACUGCAGAAAGCCACAGACAGGGCGCUGUUUGAAGUGGGCUUACAGAAUGGAGAAAUAAGAACUAUCCGCCAAGUGACUGAUAAAGAUGCUGUGAAACAAAGACUGAGUGUUAUAGUGGAGGACAACGGGCAGCCCUCUCGUUCAGCUACAGUCAUUGUUAACGUGGCGGUGGCGGACAGCUUCCCUGAAGUGCUGUCUGAGUUCACUGACUUUACACACGACAAGGAGUACAAUGACAACCUGACUUUUUACUUAGUGUUGGCUUUGGCUGUAGUUUCCUUCCUCUUCAUCACGUGUUUAGUGGUUAUUAUCUCAGUGAAAAUCUACAGAUGGAGACAGUCUCGCAUCCUGUAUCACUCCAGCCUGCCUGUGAUUCCAUAUUAUCCACCACGUUACUCAGACACUUUGGGGACAGGGACUCUCCAACACGUGUACAAUUACGAGGUGUGCAGGACGACUGACUCCAGAAAGAGUGACUGUAAGUUCGGCAGAGCCGGUAGUCAGAACGUGCUGAUAAUGGACCCCAGUUCUACAGGGACGAUGCAGCGGAUACAGAGUGAGAAGAGCAUCCUGGAUGAACCAGACUCUCCUCUAGAGGUUAGUUAA
Centropristis striata (black sea bass) is the source of this 3098-nucleotide messenger RNA. RefSeq names its product protocadherin beta-16-like. The transcript has a single exon. Gene Ontology annotation, molecular function: calcium ion binding. The coding region runs from base 675 to 3098 and encodes 807 amino acids. The record is from RefSeq and is a predicted model, not a curated record. Gene Ontology annotation, cellular component: plasma membrane. Gene Ontology annotation, biological process: homophilic cell-cell adhesion. Lineage: Eukaryota; Metazoa; Chordata; Actinopteri; Perciformes; Serranidae.